AGAAGAGUAGUAGUGGCAAACAGUGCUUAAUUAUUGAAAGAUGAACACAUUUUCUUCUUCUUUACUUUUCUCAUUCUUCAUUUUCUUCUAUGUUUUCUCAUCUACAUCACAACUACUAGUUAAAGCUGAAGUUCCAGCAGCAAAGACAUUCAAGUAUGUCAACGAAGGUAUGAACUACUUCGGCCUUGUCGAAAACAAUGCAAAUUAUCGUCCACUGAAAAUCACAAACUAUCCAUUUCGUCUUUGCUUUUUCAAUACCACUCCAGAUUCAUACAUUCUUGGUCUUGGGAUUGGUAAUGCAAAUUCGACGUCGCUCAUGCGUUGGGUUUGGACAGCUAACCAUGCUCGUCCUGUUCGCAAUAAAGCUAAACUCAUCUUCAGUCAGAAUGGGAACCUUGAAUUAGUUGACACAGAUGGACGGGUGGCUUGGCAAACUCGAACUGCCAACAAGGGUGUUGUUGAUAUCAAGCUACUUCCUAAUGGUAAUUUAGUUCUUGUCGACAGGAAAGGAGUGUUCGUCUGGCAAAGCUUUGAUUACCCAACCAAUACACUCUUGGUUGGACAGGGCCUUCGACUAGGAAGUUCCGGUGGUGCUAGUCGACUAACUAAUGGAGCUUAUAGCAUGGUUUUGGAUACAGAAGAAGUUAACUUGUUGUUCCAGAGCCCUCUUUCAUCAAAACCGUUGCGUUAUUACAACUUAAUAAGAUCUGGCGAUGGUCAAUUACACAACGUGACCUUCAACAUUGCCCCUGCUGCAGAUGGUCCAGACUACUCUAAUGAGUUGCGACUAGAGUAUGUAAAUAACUACCAUGGACUUAGUGGGACUACCCAAACCAAAUACAACAGCACUUUAUCAAUCUACCGACUCAGUUCAGAUGGCAAUCUUCACAUCUAUACGUACUACGAAAAAGGUCGCAAGGACGCGUGGGAAGAGACCUACACCGAGUUCACUAGUUCUUGGUACGCCGGUGAGUGUUUGUUGCCUGAGAAGUGUGGGACAUUAGGAAUUUGCGAGAAUAGUCAGUGUGUAGCUUGUCCUAUGCCAAAAGGAUUAAUGGGCUGGAGCAAGGAUUGCAAGCCCAUGAAUUUACCUUCUUGCGAAGUUGGUGCAGCAAAUGUGAGUUACUACAGAGUAGAUGGUGUUGAUCAUUUCUUCGAUACCAAUAAUGAAGGAAAAGGGCCAAUGAAAAUUGAUGAGUGUAGAAAGAAAUGCAGCAAUGACUGCAAAUGCAUGGCUUUCUUUUAUAGAAAGGAUACUUCCAUGUGUUUGCUUACUGUGCAACUCAAUACCCUGAUCAAAGCCCAAGAUAGUUCAAGUGCAGAGAGAGUCACUUACAUUAAGUAUGUUGAGCAGUAGUUCAGAAGCUCUCCAUCAUUCUAUCUAGAAAACAAGCUCUCCCUGAUUCCAUCUUCGUGUAGUACCAUAUCUGUGAAAAUUCCAUCUUAUCCUGCUGUUUCACCAUUGUAUAGGAUGAUGAAUAUCUACUAUCUUUGUUUCACAACUUUAAUUUGCGAUCGGUGUGCGGUUAUAGGCCUUCUUUUUUCUUUAACACAAAAGACUUUCACAAAGUGACGUUCUUGACCCAAACCGAAUACCUCUAAGUUUGUUCAGAACCCAUAUAGGUACCAUAUCUCUCGGUUGCAUCUUCCUUGGGAAAUAGUGUAGCUCAACAUCAAUAUCACACUUACUAUGAGCAUGC
Messenger RNA from Papaver somniferum (opium poppy), 1700 nucleotides. Its product is annotated as epidermis-specific secreted glycoprotein EP1-like. Bases 41 to 1357 code for a protein of 438 amino acids. The record is from RefSeq and is a predicted model, not a curated record. The transcript has a single exon. Lineage: Eukaryota; Viridiplantae; Streptophyta; Magnoliopsida; Ranunculales; Papaveraceae.